UUUGUUCUUAUGUUAAAAUUGCCCUAUGUAAAUUAAACUCCGUCAGCUGGAGCUUUUUACCUCCCUUGCUUUCUUUCGUUUAAAUACGUAGCACGUCGUUAGCCUUUAGCAUCCGCAGAUUGUCGCUAUUGGUCUAUCUGCUCCUACUGCCACUGCCUGCAAUCGGAGCAUAAACUGAGCCGUGAAAACACACAGCUGACAGUGGAUAAACGGAGGCAAAGAGGGCCAGUGUUACUGGUGACGAAAGGCAUGUUUGGUGCUAGAAAGAAAUUUGUAGAGUUCGUUGACGUUGUCGAUAACGACUUUACCGAUGAAAGCAUGUACUACAACCAGCCGACGAUGUUUCCACAUCGGUCGGAUAAAGAUAUGCUGUCCUCUCCCUCACCAUCGUCAUCGGGUCAGCUGUCGCAGCUCGGUGCGAGUUUAUAUGGUCCACAAAGUGCACUCGGCUUCUCAGUAAGAGGCAUGGGAAACAACACACCUCAGUUAAACCGAAGUCUAACGCAAGGUUCGCAGCUACCGAGUCAUAUCACCCCCACAACAGGAGUCCCCACCAUGUCUCUCCAUACCCCACCAUCACCAAGCAGGGGGACGUUACCGAUGAAUUCGAGGAACGUGCUGAAUCACUCUCAGGUCGGUCAAGGCAUUGGGAUAAGCGGCAGGACCAACAGCAUGGGCAGCUCGGGGCUGGGAAGCCCCAACCGUAGCUCACCCAGUAUCAUCUGUAUGCCCAAACAGCAGCCAGCACGCCAGCCCUUUACCAUAAACAGCAUGUCAGGAUUUGGGAUGAACCGCAAUCAAGCUUUCAUGAACAACUCAUUAUCAAGCAACAUCUUCAACGGCACAGAUGGGAGUGAAAAUGUAACAGGACUGGAUUUGUCAGACUUCCCUGCAUUAGCAGAUAGGAGUCGGAGAGAAGGGACCGGAAACCCUACACCAGUUCUCAACCCACUGACUGGACGAGCGCCUUAUGUUGGCAUGGUGACAAAGCCAUCAACUGAGCAGACACAGGAUUUCUCCAUCCACAAUGAGGACUUCCCUGCACUGCCUGGGCCAAACUAUAAGGAUCCCACGUUGAACAACGAUGACAGCAAAACUAACUUGAACUCCACAAACAAGAGCACAUCCAAUGCAGAUGGGCCCAAGUUCCCCGGAGACAAGACGGCCUCAGCACAGAACAACAACCAGAAGAAAGGGAUUCAGGUGUUGCCUGAUGGUCGGGUGACGAACAUUCCCGCAGGAAUGGUGACGGAUCAAUUUGGCAUGAUUGGCCUACUGACGUUUAUCCGGGCAGCAGAGACUGAUCCGGGGAUGGUCCAUCUGGCGUUAGGAAGUGACCUCACAACACUGGGACUCAACUUAAACUCACCAGAAAACUUGUACCCCAAGUUUGCCUCUCCUUGGGCUUCCGCACCUUGUCGACCUCAAGACAUCGACUUCCAUGUUCCAUCGGAGUAUUUAACAAAUAUCCACAUAAGGGACAAGUUGGCUGCCAUCAAACUGUCUCGAUAUGGUGAAGACCUGUUGUUCUACCUGUACUACAUGAAUGGAGGAGAUCUGCUACAGCUUCUGGCAGCAGUGGAGCUCUUUAACCGGGACUGGAGGUACCACAAAGAGGAACGGGUUUGGAUAACUAGGGCACCUGGCAUGGAGCCUACACUGAAGACUAACACCUAUGAGAGGGGUACCUACUACUUUUUUGAUUGUCUUAACUGGAGGAAAGUAGCCAAGGAAUUUCAUCUGGAGUACGACAAGCUGGAAGAGAGGCCUCACGUGCCAACAACAUUCAACUACAACCCAGCCCAGCAGGCCUUCUAAGGCCCAACCAGUCCAAAGGCCGCAGCUGUUCCUGUACACGACACCGUUGUCCAGGAGGGACGAGGAGGUCCACACAGCUUGGUUUUUUUAUUCCUCGAGGAUUUGGCUCUUUGACUGUAGGGGUCAUCACCACCAUUAAAACUGCCCUGCAUUUUCAAAUUUACAAGCUGCCCCAAAACACCAACGAAUGUUUUGUUUUUAUUCUUCAUGUUCCUCCUGUUUUUGUUUUUUUUUUUUUUGUUUUUUUUCCUCCUCUCUUGUUUUGAGCAGGGUCUGUGUUAUGUUUACGUCUCUGAAUCUGAAGCCUGUUUUUUCUCUGAAAGGAGGACUGACCUUGUGGCACAGGGCAGUGACAGAACAAAGGUUAUUCUUUGUAUUUAUACCAAGUGUUAACUGAAUUAAAGACGGGGAAAAGAAACGUUGACAUCCUAGGAAGCAAGUUAAAGGGUGAAAGAAAUGCAAUGUUUAUUGUUGCACUAUAUUUAGUAAUAAAAGAACACAAAAUUUG
This is a messenger RNA of Haplochromis burtoni (Burton's mouthbrooder), 2326 nucleotides long. RefSeq names its product CCR4-NOT transcription complex, subunit 2 (gene cnot2). Bases 250 to 1818 code for a protein of 522 amino acids. Gene Ontology annotation, cellular component: P-body; CCR4-NOT core complex. The transcript has 15 exons. The record is from RefSeq and is a predicted model, not a curated record. Lineage: Eukaryota; Metazoa; Chordata; Actinopteri; Cichliformes; Cichlidae. Gene Ontology annotation, biological process: regulation of DNA-templated transcription; regulation of stem cell population maintenance; nuclear-transcribed mRNA poly(A) tail shortening.